Alligator mississippiensis (American alligator) is the source of this 736-nucleotide messenger RNA. It is a transcript of the gene PFDN5, whose product is annotated as prefoldin subunit 5. Gene Ontology annotation, cellular component: prefoldin complex; cytoplasm. The record is from RefSeq and is a predicted model, not a curated record. Gene Ontology annotation, biological process: protein folding; regulation of DNA-templated transcription. The transcript has 6 exons. NCBI's taxonomy places the organism in Eukaryota, Metazoa, Chordata, Crocodylia, Alligatoridae. The coding region runs from base 39 to 503 and encodes 154 amino acids.
GGGCCAGAGCGGCGCCGUGCCCCCCCCCCUCCACCAAGAUGGCGCAGGUGAACAUGGCGGAGCUGUCGCUGCCGCAGCUCGAGGUGGUCAAGAGCCAGCUGGACCAGGAGGUGGAGUUCCUGUCCACGUCCAUUGCUCAGCUCAAGGUGGUGCAGAACAAGUACGUGGAAGCCAAGGACUGUCUCAACGUGCUCAACAAAAGCAACGAAGGGAAAGAGCUGCUGGUCCCACUUACCAGCUCGAUGUAUGUGCCGGGGAAGCUCUCAGAUGUCAACCACGUCCUCAUCGACGUGGGGACUGGCUACUACGUAGAAAAGUCGGCUGACAAUGCCCGGGAUUUCUUCAAGCGGAAGAUCGAUUUCCUGACGAAGCAGAUGGAGAAGAUCCAGCCGGCGCUGCAGGAGAAGCACACCAUGAAGCAAGUUGUGGCAGAGGUUUUGAGCCAGAAGAUCCAGCAGCUCGCAGCCGUGGGAGCCUCACAGGCAGCCACCACCAAGGCAUAGCCCUCAGCCGUGGCCUGCGCUAGCCCUCAGCCUCGCCUGGGGACAUUGCAGUCAGGCAGAAGCCAAGAAGCUGCUGGGGACGGAGCUAUGGAGCCCCUGCCCCCUGCGGGAGGCCGUGCAGAUUCUGUCCUGUCACAUAUGUGCCGUGUCCACCCAGGGGACCCCCCCCUCCUUUUUUUUAUAUGUUGCACAUGCUGUUGGUGUCUGGGAGAAAUAAAGAAUGGAGAACCAGC